Alternaria viburni is the source of this 882-nucleotide messenger RNA. RefSeq lists its product as uncharacterized. The transcript has a single exon. The record is from RefSeq and is a predicted model, not a curated record. The coding region runs from base 1 to 882 and encodes 293 amino acids. Lineage: Eukaryota; Fungi; Ascomycota; Dothideomycetes; Pleosporales; Pleosporaceae.
AUGUUCUUCCUCCUUCAUAAUGAAUCAGAAACACGUUCCAGUCACUUCAUCGCAACUGCACACUUUCAACUGCCAGGUCUCAGGUGCGACUCAGAAGGACAUCUACCAAACGGCAGCAAACAUCCCGUUAGCUUCACUUCCAACUUCCAAAACGAUAUGGCGGUCUUCCAUGGACCAUCCACCACGCCUUCAAGCGAGCUGAACUCCUCAGAAUCUGGUAAACUGAAGCGGAGAGUAUCGAACGAAUCAAACAACUGGGAUGGUGAGUCCUCCGGCACAGAGCAAUCGUUUCGUACAGCAUACGCCGAUAUGCCUCCAAAGCCUAGGCAGACACGCUUCAUCGAGCGAUUUGAGAGCGUGAAGCAGCUGACGGAGAGUAACCUCGCUGUGUUACAGGCUGGGUAUACGGGCGCACCACCACAGCCUAGAUCGCCUUUCGACGGCGAGUUGCACCUCAGACCGUCUCCACGCGCAACAGCAUUUCUCGUAAAACGCAAGCCGCUCCCAGAUACAGCGCAAAAGGCACUCAUAGAAAUGAACGACGAGGCAGAUAUACAGUCACAUGCAAAGAGCGCAGACGAAGCUUCCUAUCAAAACCACACACUUGGACAUGCAAGUCACGGCCGCAGACCAUCUUUCCACCGCACAAAUACCGUGUUCACGGAUUUCUUGCCGUACGAUCAAUUGCGAACUUGGCAGCAGGUUGAUAAUGAGGAGUAUCAGGACCGACGUAGGCAUUCUCUCUCAGCUAUUGCGCUGGAGGGGAUGAAAAAGCUCAAUCUAGACCGCGAUGCACUAUCGGCUCAUAGCAAGAAGACUGCGAAUCAAUUGAAGAAAGUGAUCAAACAGCACAUACUUGACAAGGAGAAGUCAACUUCGUAG